AUGCAGCUUUCGCCGCCGGUGGUGCCCACCCUCUCUCUCCUCCUCUUACUCUUCUUCUCCACCACCCAUGCUCACAACAUCACCCGUAUGCUGGCAAAACACCCCGAAUUCUCCACCUUCAACCACUACCUAACAAUUACCCAUCUCGCCGGAGAAAUCAAUCGCCGCCAGACCAUCACCGUCUGCGCGGUCGACAAUGCCGGCAUGUCGGACCUUCUCGCCAAACAUCUCUCCAUCUACACCAUCAAGAACGUGCUCUCCCUCCACAUCUUCGCUGACUACUUCGGUGCCAAGAAGCUCCACCAGAUCACCGGCGGCUCCACCCUCACCGCCACCAUGUUUCAAGCCACUGGCAAAGCCCCCGGCACCUCAGGCUACGUCAACAUCACCGACAUGAAAGGCGGCCGAGUUGGGUUCGCCCCCGAAGACAACGACGGCACACUCAGUGCCGUCUACGUCAAGUCUGUUGACGAAAUUCCUUACAACAUCUCCGUCAUCCAUAUCAGCCAUAUAUUAUCUUCCCCAGAAGCUGAAGCUCCGGCUGGUGCACCGAGCGACCAUAAUUUAACCUCUCUGAUGGCGAAACAAGGCUGUAAAGCAUUUUCAGACUUGUUGAGAAGCACCGGAGCUGAAGAAACUUUCACCCAAAAUGUCGAUGGCGGUUUAACUGUGUUUUGUCCGACCGACGCAGUCAUUAACGCUUUCAUGCCGAAGUACAAGAACUUGACUAAUCCGGCGAAGGUUUCAUUGCUGAUGUAUCAUGGUGUUCCUGUUUAUAAUUCACUAGGAAUGUUAAGAUCAAACAAUGGGUUGAUGAACACUCUGGCCACUGAGGGACCGAAUAAGUAUGAUUUUACUGUACAGAACGACGGUGAGGACGUGAAGCUGGAGACGAAGGUAGUGACGGCGACGAUAAAAGGGACGGUUUUGGAUGAAGAUCCGUUGGCUGUGUACAAAAUUGACAAGGUUUUGUUGCCAAGGGAGUUGUUCAAGGCGGCUCCGGCAGCACCGGCUCCGAAGGCGGCGAAGGGUAAGAAGACUACAGAGGCUGCGGCGGAGGCGCCGGGGCCUGAUGUUUCCGAUGUCGGAGAUCCGGCGGACCAGACGGCCGAUGAAAAUGGGUCUGGGAGGAUUAGAGAUGGGUGGUUUGUGACAGUGAUUUUGAGCUUGUUUUUGGGCACAACAAUGGCGUUUGUUUGA
Molecule: messenger RNA, 1200 nt
Organism: Ilex paraguariensis (yerba mate)
Lineage: Eukaryota; Viridiplantae; Streptophyta; Magnoliopsida; Aquifoliales; Aquifoliaceae
Source: the annotation of a GenBank genome assembly